UGUCACUGGGAGACAGUCCACUUAAAUGCAGCUCCAGGGUUGUGGGGCACCCACCAGCAUCCCUCCCUGUGCGAGGUGGCAAAUGCAACAUGCUCUCCAGCUUGGGGUGUCUACUUCUCUGUGGAAGUAUUGCACUAGCUCUGGGAAAUGCACAGAAAUUGCCAAAAGGUAAAAGGCCAAGCCUGAAAGUCCACAUCAAUACCACGAGUGACUCCAUCCUCUUGAAAUUUCUGCGUCCAAGUCCUAAUGUAAAGCUUGAAGGUUUUCUCCUGGGGUAUGGCAGCAACUUAUCACCAAACCAGUACUUCCCUCUUCCUGCAGAAGGGAAAUCUACGGAGGCUGUAGUGGAUGCUGAGCCAAAAUAUCUGAUCGUUGUGCGGGCUGCUCCACCUCCAAGUCAAAAGAAGUCAUGCUCAGGUAAAUCUCGUCCUCGCAAACCUCUCCAGCUGGUGGUUGGUACUCUGACUCCAAGCUCAGUCUUCCUGUCCUGGGGUUUCCUCAUCAACCCGCACCACGACUGGACGUUGCCAAGUCACUGUCCCAAUGACAGAUUCUAUACAAUUCGCUAUAGAGAAAAGGACAAGGAAAAGAAAUGGAUUUUUCAACUCUGUCCAGCCACUGAAACAAUUGUGGAAAAUCUAAAACCCAACACGGUUUAUGAAUUUGGAGUGAAAGACAAUGUGGAAGGCGGAAUUUGGAGUAAGAUUUUCAAUCACAAGACUGUGGUUGGAAGUAAAAACAAAGUAAAUGGGAAAAUUCAAAGUACCUAUGACCAAGUUAACACAGUGCCAUCAUAUGUCCCAAGGAAACUAAUCCCAAUUACAGUUAUCAAGCAAGUGAUUCAGAAUAUUACUCAUAGGGCUUCAACUAAGUCCCCAGACAAGACCCCCUUUGGAGGAACUAUACUAGUACACCUUAUUAUCCCAGGUCUUAAUGAAACCACUGUAAAACUUCCUACAUCCAUAAUGCUUGAGAUUUCAGAUGCAAUCAAGACACAAUUAGCUAAGAAUGAAACCUUGGCAUUACCUGCUGAAUCUAAAACACCAGAGGUUGAAAAAAUCCCAGCACAACCCAUAACAGUGACUCCUGAAACAGUUCCGAGAACCAUUAAACCCACUGUGUCUAGUGCAUUAGACAUUUCAGAAACAACACUGGUUCUCAGAGAAAGGACCCCCAAAACAUCGCAAACUAUUCUAAUACCUCCAGAAAGGCUUCCAGGAUUUCCUGAGGCAAAAACUCCCUUUCCUUUUGAGAAACCUAGGGACACCUUCGCUUCAAGUGAAAAGCCAUGGAUUAUACCUACAGCUAAAACAUCUGACGAUUCCAAAAGUCUACAGCCUCAAACUGAAACUUACGCUGUUUUCUCCAGUCCUACAACAGAUGAGCCUGAAAUAUCAGAGCCCCAUACAGCAACAAGUGAUUCUAUUCUGGAUUCUGUCCCACCUAAAACUUCUAGAACUCUUGAACAGCCAAGGGCAACACAGGCUCCAAGUGAAACACCGUUUGUUCCUCAGAAACUGGAGAGCUCUACCAGUCCUGAAAUGCAACCUACAGUACCUGCACGCCAGCAAACAACAUCUAUCCCUUCUACACCUAAGCAACGCCUCAGACCCAAGACACCAAGAACCAAACCUGAAAGAACCACCAGAGCUGGAACAAUUGCAUCUAAAAUUUCUAAAAGCCCUGAACCUACACGGACAACACUAGCUCCCAGUAAAACACAAUUUAUUCCUUUGAAACCUAAAAUCCCUCUCAGCCCAGAAGGGACAUACACCAAACCUGCCCCAGAACCACAGACUCUACCACCAUCACAGCAAACAAUAGUCUUAGCACCUGGAACACUAGGAACCAAACCUUCGACAACAACAUUAGCUCCACCAAAGAUGAAACAACCAGGUCGUCGCACCCGUCCUAAAACCACACGUAGUCCAGAAGUGCCCAAGUUCACACCUGCUCUGGAACCAGCCACAGUACAGCUGGAGCCCUUGGUGCCAACAAGUGACAUUGAACCUGUAACUUUGAGAACCGAGGCUCCAGUGACAACAGUAGCUCAAAAAACAUCACAACGGACAAGAACACGUCGUCCACGUCCCCCACGUCCCAAAGAUAAAACCACACCACGCCCAGAGGCACCUCAGACCAAACUAGACUUUGGACCUAUUACUCCCGAGACAUCUUUAGCUCCAACAACAACAAAAAAAACCCGUCGUCCACGACCCAAACCUAAAAUCACUCCCCAUCCAGAAGUUUCUCAAAUCAAACUGGUUCCUGCCACAACCCUCGAACCAGUUACUCUUAGAACGGAGGCUCCAGGGACGACUCUAGCUCCCAAAGUGCCUCAGCGAACUCGACGUCCACGUCCCAAACCUAAAGCCACACCAAGCCCUGAAGCCCCUCACACGGAACUGGUAUUUGGGCCAGUGCCUUCCACAGUCUUUGAACCAGUUACUCCAGUAAGAGAGGCUCCGGUGACAGCCUUAGUUCCUGUUACAGGCCUUGAACCUGUUACUUUUAUGAUGGUGACCCCUGGGACAACAUUAGCUACCAAAACAUCCCAAAGAACCCGCCGUCCACGUCUCAGGCCUAAAACCACCCCGAGCCCUGAAGCACCUCAGACCAAACCUGCUUCCAAACCACCACAACGGACGCGUCGUCCACGUCCCAGACCAAAAACCACACUAAGUCCCGAAGCACCUGAGUUCAAACCAGUUCCUACUGCAGAGCUCGAACCUGAUAUGCUCAGAACUGAAACUUGGGUGACAACACAAGCUCCUAAAACAUCACGACGGACCCGUCGUCCACGUCCCAGACCUAAACCCACAACACAUCCUGGGACUCCUCAAACCCUGGUUCCCGCUACAAAUCUUGAACCUGAUACUCUUACAACUGAAGCUCCAGAAACCAUGGUUCUUUCUACAGCCCUCGAAGCUGUCACUAUUAGAAUGGAGGCUCCAGAAACAACGUUAGCUCCUAAAACACAGCGAACACGUCGUCCACGUCCCAGACCUAUAACCACAACGAGUUCUGCAGUACCUCAGCCCAAAUCGGUUCCUGCUCCAGGUUUUGAACCUGUUGUUCCUAGUACUGAGGCUCCAGGAACAACAUUAGUUCCCACUGAACUGUAAACUCUUAUUUUGAAACCAGGGACAUCAACAAGCCUAGAAAUAACACAAAGUCAAUGUGUUUCUGGUGUUCUGGAAUCGAUUACAGUUAGCACUGAGUCAUCAAAGGAGACCAUAGCACCAGUUGAAAGAGAUUAUGUAUAUCCAUCCACCAAAGCACCAUGCAGGCCAGAGGAUCCCAAGAUUGAAGUUGUGAAAUCUACUCCCUAUGUGUCUGAACUGCCUGAGACCACUUUAGAAACAUCACCUCUGCCUUCCCAAACUUUAAUUCUACCCAGUCCAGAUGAGCCUCAGACCCAACCUGUUCCCAAGCAGACACCUCGUGCUCCUCCCAAGCCGAAAGCAUCACCACGCCCAAGAAUCCCACAAACACAACCAGUACCUAAAGGGCCCCAGCGAGUUACUUCAAAACCAAAAAUGUCACCAACUCCUGAAGUGUCAUACACUCCAUCUGUUCCAAAAGAGGUGCUCCUUCCCUAUAAACCAGACUCCGAGGUCUCUCAAAGUGAACCUGUUCUGCAACCUGUUACCUUUAGAAUGGAACCAACAAAGACAGCAAUAGCUCCUCUCGAGACACGUGGUAGCCCUUUUAUACCACUGAUUUCACCAAGUCCUAGUCAAGAGGGACUACAGACCACUCUGGAAGAAACAGACCGACCCACCCAAGAAAUCUUCACAACUAAGAUUCCACGAACAACUGAACUGGCAAAGACAACUCAGGCACCACACAGACUGUUCACGACUCCUGUGAGGCCCAGAACACCCGACAAACCACAUGUCAGACCUGUUUUGAACAGAACAAUUACAAGACCUACUAGACCUAAACCCAGUGGGAUGCCCAAUGGGAAUGGAGUAGGAACAGGGGUCAAGCAAGCACCCAAGCCAUCAGGGGCUGGUAGAAAUGUGUCAGUGGACUCCACCCACCUCACAAAAAAACCAGCUGCAGUCCCAGGCACUCGCCGCCCCCACUUGCCACCUAGACCUACACCCCCACGAAGAAAACCUUUGCCACCGAAUAAUGUCACCGGGAAGCCAGGAAGUGCAGGAGUCAUUUCAUCAGGCCGAAUAACUUCACCACCACUGAGGGCAACACUCAGACCUACUGGAACACCCUUGGACAAAAUAGAAACAGAUGAAAAGCAACCAACAGCUCCUGCCUCUGGAGAAGAAUUCGGUAAUAUAACUGACUUUAGUUCAAGCCCAACAAGAGAAACUGACCCUCUUGGGAAGCCCAGAUUCAAAGGUCCUCAUGUGCGAUACAUCCAAAAGCCUGACGACAGCCCCUGCUCCAUCACCGACUCCGUCAAACGUUUCCCUAAAGAGGAAGCCACAGAGGAGAAUGCCACCAGCCCACCACAGAACCCACCCACUAACCUCACUGUGGUCACGGUGGAAGGGUGCCCUUCAUUUGUCAUCUUGGACUGGGAAAAGCCACUAAAUGACACUGUCACUGAAUAUGAAGUUAUAUCCAGAGAAAAUGGGUCAUUCAGUGGGAAGAACAAGUCCAUUCAAGUUACAAAUCAAACCUUCUCUACAGUAGAAAAUCUGAAACCAAACACAAGCUAUGAAUUCCAAGUGAAACCCAAAAAUCCGCUUGGUGAAGGCCCAGCCAGCAACACAGUGGCAUUCAGUACAGAAUCAGCGGACCCCAGAGUGAGCGAGCCAGUUUCUGCAGGGAGAGAUGCCAUCUGGACUGAAAGACCCUUUAAUUCAGACUCUUACUCAGAAUGUAAAGGCAAACAAUACGUCAAAAGGACGUGGUAUAAAAAGUUUGUUGGAGUACAGCUGUGCAACUCUCUCAGAUACAAGAUUUAUUUGAGCGACUCUCUCACAGGAAAAUUUUAUAACAUAGGUGAUCAGAGGGGCCAUGGAGAAGAUCACUGUCAGUUUGUGGAUUCAUUUUUAGAUGGACGGACAGGACAGCAACUUACUUCCGACCAGUUACCCACUAAAGAAGGCUAUUUCAGAGCAGUCCGCCAGGAACCUGUUCAAUUUGGAGAAAUAGGUGGUCAUACCCAAAUCAAUUACGUACAGUGGUAUGAAUGUGGGACUACAAUCCCUGGAAAAUGGUAGAUGCUGCAACACGCUCGAAAGUAUCUUCUGUGUCAUCAUAGGAAAAACAAACAUUGGAAACACUACGGAAUUUGUCACAUUCAUUUAAGGCUAUUUUGUUUACUAUGUAUAAAAGUCUACAAUCUAAUUUACGGCAAUAUUAGAUGUUUAUUGUUAGGAAAGAUUGCUGGAAAUAUUUAUCAGGUUUUACAAAGUCAUUUUAAGAAAGCAAGAUAUUGACAUUAACAGAGUAACAUUUUUGGGGAAGCUGGCUCCCUAUUCAUGAUAUUUUAAGAGAUCAUUUGUAUAUUAUUUAUCAUAAUGUUGUAAUGAUGUUUUGAGAUACUUUUAUAUCAACAUCAAAAAAACUUACUUUUAAAACCUUUUGCCGAUGUAUUCUCUUCCUACUGGUGAGUUCCAUAAACCUCUAAUUUAAAUUAUUGGAUCAAAUUAGCUUCAUAUACAUUUGAAAAAAAAAAAGAGUUCUAAUAUUUGCAUGUUCGUUUAAACUUCAAUUUUCUUAGUAACAGGUGAACGGUGUUCUGGAGUUCAAAGCCCAUGCUAAACUACAUGUCCUUAAAAUAUCUGCAAAUUAUGGAAGAUGUUUCAGUCAGUAAGUUUUAUUUCAACUACAAAUGAAGAACCUAAUAGUUUUAGAAGAUAACAUUUUGUUUCUUCUCACCCAUAAUACUACAGUGACUGAAUAUACUUUACCAAACUAUUCCUUUCAAGCAACCAUCUUCAUAUUUUUAUUAUUUAAUCAAGCUAUAUUCAGGGAUUAUGAAGUCUGAACACAAAAAGAUAAUGCAUGAGAUCCUUACCAUUUUACAGAAUAUUUAUACAUUAAAACCUAAGAAUGAAUGUGUCAAAGGAUGUUUUUUGUAAUUGUGUAACUCAAGCUAUAAUGAAAGUUUGACUCAUUUUUAUUCAAAAAAAAAAAAAAGAUAUAUAUUGUGUUUUCCUUCAGCUGGGAGGGAGGUAGGACUGUUGCCCUCAUUCUGAAAGGACAUUUCUUUGUGCUUACCUCUCAACAUGCUUCAAUGCUACAUUUUAUAUUUUUCAAACUACCUGCAAUAAAAAAGAUGUAGUUUUUUUUAAAGACUGCGUUUUUUGGUUCAUUAGUAAGUAAGGACACCUUAAUUGUCAAGAGGAAAAAUCAGUUAUUCACAAUCUACUAACCCCCUCUUUUAAGUUAAACUUUCUAUUUAAAGCAAGUCAGUACAUUCUCUGAAUGGAAAUCUGUAAGUUGUUUAUACCUUAAGACCAAACACCAAUAAAGAUUUCUGAAAAGUGACCUUU
Tupaia belangeri chinensis (Chinese tree shrew) is the source of this 6473-nucleotide messenger RNA. It is a transcript of the gene ABI3BP, whose product is annotated as ABI family member 3 binding protein. The record is from RefSeq and is a predicted model, not a curated record. Gene Ontology annotation, molecular function: protein binding. The transcript is spliced from 64 exons. Gene Ontology annotation, biological process: extracellular matrix organization; positive regulation of cell-substrate adhesion. NCBI's taxonomy places the organism in Eukaryota, Metazoa, Chordata, Mammalia, Scandentia, Tupaiidae.